AUGGGUUUAAGGCCUUAUCAUGUCCUGUACUUUUGUUUGUUUCCACACAAAGAGGUUUUAUUAAAAAAAAAAACAAAAAAACGAAAUGUUCUUAUAAUCAUGGUGGUGCAAACGAGACUAGAAUAUGGAUUCAAUGGCUAUGAGGUGCCUCACACACCUCGAGCUGCAAGAUCCCCAAGAAAGAGUGCUUUCAAGAAGAAAAGCGAAAACAAUCAAAUAUCAUCGUCCUUCGAUUUGUUGGCUGCGGUAGCUGGAAAAUUACUGCUUGAAAGUGGUGGGGUUUCUUCUUCCUCAAGUAACAACGCCUCGGGAGAUAAUAAUGAAGAUCAGUGUGGGGGUAAGAAAGAACCAGGCGAUCAAAUGGUGGUGGAAGAGCCUCAUUGUGAUCAUCAUGAUGAUAAUAAUGCUGAAAGGAGUUUCUUUGUCUCUGAGAUCCUUCCAAAAGCUCAUGAAAUGGAAAGCUUCAAUAGAUCUCCAAACCCUAAUAAAGAUUUCCUAUUUGGAUCUACCUCUGGUAUAACUUAUGAUUCCUCAGAAAAGUUUGGAACUCAAGAACUAGCGUAUGAGGAAGCCAAGAUCCACAAUGGUGAUUGUUUUAGGUCAGAUACUAAUGACAAGAAACCAAUGCUUGAGAGGCUAAACUGUGAACCAGGGGUAUCAAGGAACAAGGAUAAGCAUCCUAUACAUUUACUCAAUGGUAUUGAAAAUAAUGAUGGAGAAAAUUUCUCAGCUCGUUACACAACAAAAUCAUUUAGGUCAACACUGCGUGUAGGAGAUGGAAGAGUAAAGAAAUUUAUGUCUUCGAAGUAUUGUAAAGUCUCUUCAAAUCAGAAAGAUACAAUGGUAGCUAGCUCAGACCUGGACUUGAAGCCUGGUUAUUACAGCAAGAAACAUUGUCUCAAAAGCUUAAGAUCAGAGAAGAAAUUUCCAAUCAAGAAAAGAAGAUACUUUGCUGGUUAUACAGCCUCACAAUCAGAAGAAACAGUUAGAAAUGAAGGCCUUUCUGGUUCACCUCAAAAGGCUUUUCUGUCAACCAUAGCUUGCCAGAAGCAGCCAGCUUUCCAGUCAAAAGAUUCUCAUGUGAAACUUGGAAUCAAGUCCUUCAAAGUUCCUGAACUUUUCAUUGACAUUCCAGAGACUGCUACUAUUGGUUCCCUCAAGAGGACAGUCUUGGAAGCUGUGACCACCAUACUUGAAGGUGGAUUACGCAUAGGUGUUCAUGUUCAUGGGAAAAAGGUUAGAGACGACAAUAAACUGCUUGUUCAAACUGGAAUCUCUCUAGACACUCUUUCAGAUACCUUAAGCUUUUGUCUUGAGCCCAAUCCUCCACAGUCCACAAAACCACUUUGUCCUAAAGAGUAUGAUUCUGUGCGUCUAUGUAAUGUACCUCACACUCUAACUAGGUGUCUCCCAUCACUGGGGAAACAUGCUAAGCCAAGUGACUCUGCAGAAAGUGACCUUGACUCCAAACCUACUGCACCAUUUGGGGCUAAACCAUUCUACUCCAGGGCUUUGGUUCCUGUCUCUCCUCCUCUGCAUGCUCAGGCUUUAAACGUAGUCCCACCUCGGAAACCUAAGCGAUCCGAGGUGGCACAGCGCAGAAUCCGUCGACCUUUCUCUGUUGCAGAAGUAGAGGCGCUGGUUCAAGCUGUGGAAAGACUUGGGACCGGAAGGUGGCGUGACGUAAAGCUGAGAGCUUUUGAUAAUGCAAAGCACCGGACUUAUGUUGAUUUGAAGGACAAAUGGAAGACGCUGGUGCAUACAGCGAGAAUAUCACCGCAGCAAAGGAGAGGUGAGCCAGUUCCACAGGAGCUCUUGGACCGAGUACUAUUGGCUCAUGCCUACUGGUCCCAACAACAGGGGAAACAACAGUUGCUAGAGGGACCUCAGAAUCUUGAGACUAGUCUUGGUCUAUAG
Molecule: messenger RNA, 1917 nt
Organism: Raphanus sativus (radish)
Lineage: Eukaryota; Viridiplantae; Streptophyta; Magnoliopsida; Brassicales; Brassicaceae
Product: telomere repeat-binding protein 5
Source: RefSeq, a predicted model, not a curated record